This is a messenger RNA of Rotaria sp. Silwood2, 1995 nucleotides long. The record is from the annotation of a GenBank genome assembly. NCBI's taxonomy places the organism in Eukaryota, Metazoa, Rotifera, Eurotatoria, Philodinida, Philodinidae.
AUGAUUGCAUCACAAGAUGAAUUUCAAAUUUUGAUUGAGUGCUGUAUAUGUUGUGACUAUCUGACCGAUGUUCGAGAAACUCCCUGUUGUCAUCAACUCUUCUGUUUUGCUUGCAUUCAAUCAUGGCUUAGACAAUCUGCUCAAAGUUGUCCUCGAUGUAGUUCAACAGCAUUGACCGAACAAACAUUAACAACAAAUGUUGUCAUUCAACGUUUUGUCGACAAUGUUCAAUUCAAUUGUCCUAAUAAAUUGCAAGGUUGUCCAGCUAAAGUACCUCGAAGUGAUUUGACUCAACACAAACAAUCAUGUCCCUAUUCACCGGAUAACUUAACGAAUCAACGAGAACAGAAAUUAUCUGAAUUACGACUUCAACUACGACAGUACAGUAAUGCGAAAACACGUACAAAGGAAAAGGACAAUGCAUUUUAUGAUUUAGCCAAAGCAUUUCAUCAGGAACAUGCUUAUGAUGAAGCACGGCAAUGUUUAAAAAUGAUGAAAGGCAUGCAAAAUGUGUUCGAUGUCAUGACUCUGAGUGCAAAGAUUGAACUAGACGAUGGUCAAUAUGAUAAAGCGUUAGAAAUUUAUACAGAUGUUUAUUUGAAAGCGAAAUCAAAUCCUCAACGAAUCGAAUUAUUUUUGGCUUCAGGACACAUUUAUCUUAAAAAAGCAAAAUAUACCGAAGCACAAGACAAAUUUAUUCGGGCACUCAAUCUUUUGCCAAAUAAUGAUAAAUCACAGAAAAAAGCCGAAAUUCUCAAUGGUAUCGGGCUUCUUGCAAAGAAAUGUUCUGAUUAUGAUCAAGCUAUUUCAAGCUAUAAUAAAGCAUUUGAAAUAGCUGAUACAAAUUCAGAUCUUUGGUCAGAAAUUGUUGCUAAUCUGGCUGAUAUUUUUCGAAAAAAAGGAAAUUAUAAUGAUUCUCAUGAACUCUAUUUAAAAGCACUUAAACAACUUGAAUCAGUGCAUGGUCACAAUCAUCCUUUAGUUGCUGAUGUUAUGAAUAAUUUGGGUAUUCUUUUGAAGAAAGAAGGGAAAUAUAUAGAAGCAUUGGAUUAUUUCAAACAAGCGUUGAAAAUAUCAAAACAUUAUUAUGGUCAUAAGCAUGAGUCAAUCGGAAUGUAUUUAGGAAAUAUUGGUGACAUUUAUCGAAAGGUAUGCAUUCGAGGCGAUUACAAAACAGCGGAAGUCACAUAUAAGAAAGCAUUAGCAGCAUUGCAAGAGUCAUUGGGACCAAAGCAUAUUGAAGUAGCUGAAGUACUUAAUUCAAUGGGUCUCGUAUUAAAGAAGAAAGCCGAUUACGAUGGAGCAGCAGAACUCUAUGAAAGAGCAAUAAAAAUUGUCCGAGAUACGUUCGGUCCUAAUCAAGAACAUUAUAAAUUGGGUAUCUAUUACAAUAAUCUAGCAGAUCUUGAUCGAGAAAGAAAUAAUUACGACGAUGCUCUACGUUUCUAUCGACGAGCUUUCACAAUAAUCGAAAAAACGCUUGGUUCCGAACAUUCAGAAGCAGCUGAGAUCCUUCACAAUAUUGGACAAGUUCAACACCAACUCGGCAAUUAUGAACAAGCUAUUGUUUAUAUUGAUCGAGCACUUGCCAUUAUCAAAAAAGAGUUCAACGACCAACAUUAUAAAUAUGGAUUUUUUCUUAAUUCUCUUGGUCUUGCUCAUGCAAUGAUGAACGAUUACGAUACGGCUUAUGUACAUCUGACACAGGCUCUACAGAUAUUAUUGGCUACAUUAGGUAUGGAUCAUAUUGAAAUAUGUGAUGUCUAUGCCAAUUUGGGUGAUAUUUGCAUGAAAAUAGUAGCCGAAAUGGAUAAUAAACCGAAGGAUCAACAAGAAAAUCAAGAAUCUACUGAAAAACAGGUCAAAUUGGAUGAAGCGAAAAAAUACUAUUCGGAAGCUCACAGAAUCGUUAAAAAAACUUUCGGUGAUGAACAUACAAAAACGAAACAAUUUCUUACACUUUUGUUCACUGUUGAUAAAUAUCAAGCUUUGUAA